Molecule: messenger RNA, 1697 nt
Organism: Pistacia vera
Lineage: Eukaryota; Viridiplantae; Streptophyta; Magnoliopsida; Sapindales; Anacardiaceae
Product: pentatricopeptide repeat-containing protein At2g37320
Exons: 1
Coding region: 49-1614 (521 amino acids)
Biological process (GO): RNA modification
Molecular function (GO): RNA binding; protein binding
Source: RefSeq, a predicted model, not a curated record
CUCAACGAUGAAAAGUGAGCUGUAUACAUCCAUGGGGUAUUUUCAGUUAUGAAUAUUUCACUUCAAACAUGUACGAAGAAGAAACCUUCUUUUGCUAUACAAUGUCUUCGAACACUAACUCACUAUAGGCCUUUCUAUUCGCAAAAAUUAAAACAAAGAACUCCCAGUAAGAGAUUAGACGAGGCAUUGAGAGUGCUAGAUAUCAUAUCGCCCAAAACAAAAGUCAGUUCAAGUGGCCAAACCCAUCUUCGACUCAUUCAGGAUUUUCUUCAAACAGAUUCGAACCACCUCGAUGUGGGGCAACAUUUUGGGAAUGAUUUCGUUUGUUCAAACUCAACGGCUGGAUUAUCAAAUGUAUUUGAUGAAAUGUUUGACUAUGAUGUCGAGAAUUCGAACUCGAUCAUUACGCACCGUGAUUUACACAAGGAAAGUGUUCUGUCAAAUGCCGUGAGCUUAUGUGGGUCUGCACGUGACAUCCAUGGCGGUGCUCAAUACCACUGCUUAGCAAUAAGAAGUGGGUAUGUCGCCAAUGUUUAUGUUGGGAGUUCAUUGAUCAGUUUGUACAGUAAAUGCGGUGAGAUGGUUGCUGCAUAUAAAGUGUUCCAGGAAUUGCCUGUGAGAAAUGUAGUUUCGUGGACAGCGAUUAUUGCAGCGUUUGCUCAGGAGUGGCAGAUUGAAAUGUGUUUGGAGCUUUAUCGUAUGAUGAGAAACUCAACCUCAAAACCCAAUGAUUUUACUUUCACGAGUAUUUUGAGUGCUUGUACGGGCAGUGGAGCUCUUGGGCAGGGAAGAAGUGCCCAUUGUCAAAGUAUUCAAAUGGGUUUUGAUUCGUACAUUCAAGUUGCUAAUGCUCUUGUCUCCAUGUAUUGUAAGUGUGGGAGUCUUGAAGAUUCAUUUUAUGUGUUCAACAACAUGCAUACUAAAGAUAUUGUAUCAUGGAAUUCCAUGAUCGCGGGGUAUGCUCAGCAUGGGCUUGCAGAACAGGCAAUUGAUCUUUUCGAAGAGAUGAAGAAACAAAAGGUUAAACCCGAUGCCAUUGCUUUUCUUAGUGUUCUCUCUUCAUGUCGCCAUGCCGGCCUCGUUGAAAAGGGUAAAGGGUACCUCAAUUCCAUGGUUGAACAUGGUGUAGAGCCAGAACUAGACCAUUACUCGUGUCUUGUUGAUCUUCUUGGGCGGGCUGGUUUGAUUGAAGAGGCGCAAGAUUUCAUCCAAAAGAUGCCUAUUUAUCCCAAUGCUGUCAUAUGGGGUUCGCUACUUGCUUCCUCCAGGCUUCAUGGUGAUGUCUGGGUUGGUAUACAGGCUGCAGAGAGCCGACUGCUGCUGGAACCGGAAUGUGCUGCUACUCAUGUGCAACUGGCGAAUCUGUACGCGAGUGUCAAGUUCUGGGAUCAGGCAGCAAGGGUGAGGAAAUUGAUGAAAGAUAAAGGACUGAAAACAAAUCCUGGGCACAGUUGGAUUGAGAUUAAGAAUGCUCUUUACAGAUUUAGAGCAGAAGAUAAGUCAAUUACUAGGCUGGCUGAAAUUCUUGCUGUGGUAGAUUGUUUGGUUGAUCACAUGAAAUCUUUAGGCUAUGAGCCUGAAAUGCAGCAAGAAGUUGUUGAUGCUGCUCCUUAAAUACACGACAUAAUUGUGUAAAAGUUAACGACUUUGUACGACAAAUGCGAUUAUACAUCACUUUGAUAUGCAGUUUUUGUUAC